AUGGCUGUGCCGAUCAAGGAUGCGGCCAACGCAGUGCCAGGAUACCCCGCACGAGCUUUUGGAGCCUCCGCUCCUGCGGCCUAUGCCAACCCACAACAACCCGCCUCUUCUCCUGCGGCCUAUGCCAACCCACAACAACCUGCGGCAGAGCGUCCUGUCACAGCGCCCCUCAGUGAACAACAAAUCAAGCGGCUGACCGAUCAAGGGUUCUCUCGAGGGCUUGCACAGUCUCUGAAUGACGCAAAGAAGUCGUUCAGCAAAAGGAUAUGGAUCGUGGAUAACAGCGGCUCUAUGCAGACUUGCGACGGUCACCGCAUGGCUGAAACCAGGAACCGCAAGACGAUCAAAAUGAUCGAGUGCUCCCGGUGGGAGGAAAUCCAAGAAUGCGUCAAGUAUCACACGCAACUGUCUGGUCUGUUGGAAGCCCCUACAAGCUUUCGUCUCUUGAACGACCCCGGCGCCGCUGUUGGACCCCAGCAAUUCCACGUGGCUACUGGCAGCGUGGAGAGCAUCCCCGGUGACGUGCAGAAUGGGCUUCGAAUCAUGCAACGGGCGCGUCCUGGAGGUUGCACGCCAUUGACACAACACAUCCUGGAGAUCCACCGCGAGGUUUCUGCCAUGGCACCCACUCUUCGGGCCAACGGGCAGAGGGUGACCAUUCAGAUUGCAACCGAUGGCCUUCCAUCAGACUUGCGUGGAUAUUCCCGUCAAGAACACCGCGAUGAAUUCGUAGAGGCCCUCAGGAGCCUAGAAGGUCUUCCGGUCUGGGUGGUUGUCCGUCUUUGCACGGACGAAGAGGAUGUGGUCAACUUUUACAAUGAGCUAGACUCGGUUCUAGAGCUUUCUAUGGAAGUAUUGGACGACUUUGUCGGUGAGGCAGAAGAAGUGCAUGAACACAACCCGUGGCUCAACUAUGCUUUGCCCAUUCACCGUAUGCGGGAGAUGGGCUAUCAUGAUCGUGUCUUUGACAUGUUGGAUGAGAGAAAGCUCACGAAGAGCGAGCUCCGUGACUUCUGCUACCUGCUCUUCGGAGAAGGCAGCAUGGAUGGUGUGGCUGAUCCCAACGUGGAAUGGCAUGAGUUUUGCAAAGACAUGGAUAGACUCUUGCGAAAAGAGGAACAGCAAUGGGAUCCCAUCAAGAAACGCAUGAAGCCAUGGGUCGAUCUUCACACACUCAAUUACAUGUAUGGUGAUGGUUCUGCAUGCGCCAUUCUGUAAUGCACCAUUCUGUCAAGGAGUGUCGUGGGCCCUUUCUGUCCCUGUGUUCUGGCUUGCAUCAAUCAAAGUCUUCUAUCAAUAACUAUAGAUCAAGAGCCCUUAUUAACAACUUUACCCCCAUAUGCAUCCCGCCCGUAUCAAUAAUAGAACCUACACCUGUGUGUCGGUUUAGAAACGCUGCCUUUAAUUACCGUAGAAAUGAGCGAGCGUUGUUGUGAUCGCUCCCAUUUGCACGAAAGGGCCAUUCAAAGGAGCAAGCAAACAUGCUUGGAGAGAUCCACUCUGACUUCCGGCUCACCUUUGCGGUGCGAUAUCUGAAAUUCGGCUGCCCGAAACCCAUACUUUGCAAGUACCCGGUUCAGAGCGGCGAUCAGGGUUUCUUGUGCAUCGUUGAACAAGUUGGCACACUCCACGGCGUCAGAAACCUCCAAGUCUAGGUGAUCAUCCGAAACGGCACUAAAGAUCACAUUCAAAUUGCCAGUGGUUGUGUACCGUACACAGCAAGCAUGAGCCACAAUGUUGGCUGAAAUCUCAAUGUCCAGCUUGUCACGCUUAUUGUAGAGCUCUUGCAUUUUUUCAAUGUGAUCUGCUGUGAUGCGACUCAUAGGCAUGGGUUCUUCUAGGUGGGCAAAUUCCACUUUGAUUCUAGAAGGGUCUGCUGUGUCAAAUCCAAAGUACAUCAACUCAUUCAAGAGACUCUCUUUGGAAACUUGUCCUGAGGCUGGCAAGAUCACUUGACCAUCUCGCAUAUAAUCCAGCACAAACUUGAAUCUACCACCAUCACGUUCCACAAAGAUCUCAAUAUGGGGAUUUCUUUGCCAGGUUGCCGAUGCCAUUCUAGCUAGCACUGUGUCCUGGUGCUGUGACAGGAGGGACCGUGAGACCUCAUACUUUGUCCCACCAACAUUGAAGCGGACAGUAAGGGAUAAUCCUUCUUCUCUGGAUUCUGACGCCAUGGAUGCCUCGUCUUGUUUUGCACUGUCAAACUAUGAAAGCCAAGGCGCCAGAAGGUGCCGAGGACGCAGCUUGUCAUUGGCUUGGUCUGACUUUCUUGGCAUUGGCGCCUGAUUUGUCCGUUCAUUCGUGGAUAGUUUUACUGGGCAAGACUGCGACCUUUUCCUGCGUUUUGACCCGUGUUCCCCUCAAGCAAAAUGUGGAGUUUGGC
Molecule: messenger RNA, 2383 nt
Organism: Seminavis robusta
Lineage: Eukaryota; Bacillariophyta; Bacillariophyceae; Naviculales; Naviculaceae
Source: the annotation of a GenBank genome assembly